This is a messenger RNA of Impatiens glandulifera, 833 nucleotides long. RefSeq names its product anaphase-promoting complex subunit 10. The transcript has 6 exons. The coding region runs from base 84 to 662 and encodes 192 amino acids. The record is from RefSeq and is a predicted model, not a curated record. Gene Ontology annotation, cellular component: anaphase-promoting complex. Gene Ontology annotation, biological process: protein K11-linked ubiquitination; anaphase-promoting complex-dependent catabolic process. NCBI's taxonomy places the organism in Eukaryota, Viridiplantae, Streptophyta, Magnoliopsida, Ericales, Balsaminaceae.
UACUCCAGGGUUUAAAUAUCGAGCAAAACUUCAUCAUUAUCAUCGUCUAGAUCUUACAACUUCUUGAAUUUGAGUUCUCAGAAAUGGCGACUGAAUCGUCGGAGGGAGAAGAUGAAGGAAAACUGACCGGAGGUAGCCCAAACCUAGUAGUCGAUGAUGAUCUUCGUGAGAUGGCUAAGAAGGCAGCGUGGAGCGUUAGCUCUUUCAAGCCAGGAAAUGGCGUUAUGUCUCUCCGUGAUGACAAUCUUGAGACAUACUGGCAAUCCGAUGGUUUGCAGCCUCAUCUUGUUAAUAUUCAAUUUCAGAAGAAAGUGAAGUUACAAAUGGUGGCUGUUUAUGUUGAUUUUAAGCUGGAUGAGAGCUAUACACCUAGUAAGAUAUGUAUUAGGGCUGGAGAUGGUUUGCAUAAUCUUAAGGAGGUUAAAACUGUGGAGCUUGUGAAGCCAACUGGUUGGGUGUAUAUUUCAUUAUCAGGAAAUGAUCCAAGGGAAACUUUUGUGAACACUUUCAUGUUGCAAUUGGGCAUUUUGUCUAAUCAUUUGAAUGGGAGGGAUACCCAUGUGCGCCAGAUUAAAGUUUAUGGCCCACGACCUAAUCCUAUCCCAAACCAACCAUUUCAUUUCACAUCACAGGAAUUCAUUAUUUACUCCACUGUGAGAUGAUGACAAAAUAUGGAAAAAUCGAGAGCACAAUCGAAUGAACUGCUUUGGCGACCACUUUAGAUUUGAUAUAUUAGAAUUUUAGAUAAAGUUGCGCUUUUCUUAUUAACUAAAAACAUCAUGUAUGAUGCUUCAUAUUGUUUCCAAUUAAUCAAAUUCAGCUUGUGUUCUUAA